AUGAAGUCUAAGCAACCAUUCGUUUAUCAAAAACGUAAAAAAAGAAAACCAGAUGAAGAAAAUAGAAAGGUUGAUGCCGGUGUUGUAGAUAAGUUUAUCCAUAGACAACCUGUUGAAGAGCACACUGAAGAGAAUGUUGAAGAGCACAUUGAAGAGCAUGUUGAAGAGAACAUUAAAGAGCAAGAGCAUGUAGAAGUAGAAGAGACAGAAGAGCAUGAGCCUGUUAAAGAGCUUGUUGAUAUAUAUGAUCUAAAAGCUUUGUAUACAAGAACUUUAUCGAAUUUGGAGAAGUGUGAUAGAGUAUGGAUAGUAUAUUUGAAUGAGCUAGACAGGGUAUUUUGUUUCUGUUGUAAAGUGUUUAGAAAAAGGAUUUCGAAAGGUAAAUUAGAUGGUGAAGGUUUUGCAGAUUGGCACCAUGUUACCACUAGGGUUAAAAAACACGAAAUUUCUUUGGAUCAUCUAACAAAUAGGAAUAAGUGGUUUGACAUGCGUAAAAGAUUGAACUUGAACAAAACAAUUGAUAAAGUUCAACAUGAACAGUUCAAGAAAGAAAGAGAUUACUGGAAACAAGUGCUUUUAAGAAUUAUUGCAGUAGUGAAGUUUCUUGCUAAACAUAAUUUAGCAUUUCGUGGAUCGAAUGAUAAGUUGUAUAAAAAGGUAAUUAUAAAUUGUAAUGGAAAUUUUUUUGGUGUCAUUGAAAUGUUGGAAGAGUUUGACCUGAUUAUCAAAGAGCAUGUGCAACGGAUCACAAGUGAAGGGCUUCAUGUGCAUUAUCUUGGCCACCUAAUCCAAAAAGAACUAAUAUCUUUGCUAGAUGAAGAUAUUAAAAAAGAACUUAUCAAGGAGAUAAAGAAAACAAAGUACUACUCAAUCAAACUUGAUUGUACUCCCAAUUUAAAUCACCAAGAACAUAUGAAUAUAAUAGUGAGGUAUUUAAAGUUAUCAUAUAAUUUUGUUCCUAUCGAGGAGUCUUUUUUUGGUUUUUUGAAUGUUGAUGAUACCUCCGGAAAAGGAUUAUUUGAUAUUACACUUGAAGAGUUAAAUUCUCUUGGUCUUCAAAUUAAUGAUAUGCCUGGUCAUGGCUAUGAUAAUGGGGAAAACAUGAAAGGAAAACACCAAGGAGUGAAAAAGAGAUUUUUAGAUAUAAAUCCUAGAGCAUUUUACACUCCUUGUGGUUGCCAUUCUCUUAAUCUAACAUUAUCUGAUAUGGCUAACAAGUGUGUUAAAGGAAAGAACUUUUUUGGAUUCAUCCAACAUAUUUAUACUAUCUUUGCAAAUUCUACUAAGAGGUGGGAAAUUUUGAAAGAUAAUGUUAAAGCUUGGAGUCUUAAGUCAUUGUGUCAAACUCGUUGGGGAAGUCGGUUUGAGAGUGUAAAGGCUAUUAAACUGCAACAUGUGGAUGUACAGAAAGCUUUACUUCAAGUUGGAGAAAAAGAGAAUGAUGUUGCAAUUGCAAGUGAAGCAACUUCACCAGCAGAAAAAGAGCUUAGUGACUUUGAAUUUUUGGUAUCAACUGUUGUUUGGUAUGAAGUACUAAACCAUGUGAAUAUUGAGAGUAAGAAGUUAAAAUCAAAGGAUAUGCAUCUUGAUAAUGCUAUUAUAGAAAUAAACAAAUUGAUUGGGUACUUCAAGGAUUAUAGAGAAACUGGUUUUUCAAAAGCGAUUGUUGAAGCUAAGGAGAUUUUUAUUGAAAUGGGUAUUGAUCAAAUAUUUCCACAAAAGCGUUUGAUUGAAAGGAAAAAAAGGUUUGAUGAGAGUUCAAGUAGCGAAGAAGUUUCAUUUACACCUGAAGAGAAUUUCAGAGGAAUUGAAGAUAAAGAUCUUAAGUUAUAUUGUCAUCGUCUUGAAAAAGCACUCAAGUUUGACGAAAGAUCGGAUAUUGAUGCCGAGGAGCUUUGUACAGAGUUAAAAUUAUUUGAGACAUUGGAAACCAUUGAAUUUAGCAACCCUGUAGAUGUUUAG
Messenger RNA from Lactuca sativa (garden lettuce), 1962 nucleotides. RefSeq lists its product as uncharacterized. The record is from RefSeq and is a predicted model, not a curated record. Lineage: Eukaryota; Viridiplantae; Streptophyta; Magnoliopsida; Asterales; Asteraceae.